AUGAACUGCGUCGCUGGCUGUAGGGCGCUUGCCCUUCGCCCGCAGCGGGGCAGCUUACUUGCUACCUUGAAGCCGUGUGCUUCUCUCUCUACAUUGAAAUCAACACCAGUGCUGGGACGUGGAGAUGGUUCAAAACAUACUUUGGCUACCACGAGCCUUCGGAACCUUACCCGCCCGCGCCCGCUGUCCCUGCAGCAGCAUGUCUCGCAUGUUACGGCUGUUGUGCGGUAUGCAUCCGGGCAGGCAUCGGAGCCGCACGACGAGGAGUUACCUAACACCCCGCCGUUCACCGCAGGCCCUUACUCCAACCUCACUAUUGGAGUACCCAAGGAAAGCUAUCCUGGCGAGAGGCGGGUAGCAAUCACGCCACAGAAUGUUAAGCUUCUACUCAAGAAAGGCUUCUCCCGCAUCUUGAUUGAGCGUGGUGCUGGCAGUGCCGGUACUUUUACUGACGAAGCCUAUGAGCAAGCUGGGGCUCAGACUGUGGAUCGCAGAAAUGUCUUCUCCGAGAGCGACAUUUUGCUCAAAGUCCGAGCUCUCAGUAUUGAUGGAAAUGAUAGCGAAGUGGACGCUAUUCGAGAGGGAGCUACUGUCAUAUCCAUGCUCUACCCAAUGCAGAACAAGCCGACCGUGGAACGAAUCGCAACCCGAAAGGCUACUGCAUUCGCCAUGGACAUGAUUCCGCGGAUUUCUAGAGCGCAAGUCUUCGAUGCACUAUCAUCCAUGGCGAACAUCGCUGGUUAUAAGGCAGUCUUGGAAGCUUCUAACCAUUUCGGACGUUUUCUAACUGGACAGGUAACGGCUGCUGGAAAAAUACCUCCCUGUAAAGUUCUAGUCAUUGGCGCUGGUGUUGCAGGCCUGAGUGCCAUUGCAACGGCUCGACGAAUGGGUGCCAUUGUCCGUGGUUUCGACACACGAUCCGCAGCGCGUGAACAAGUCCAAUCUUUGGGUGCGGAAUUCAUCGAAGUCGACAUCUCAGAAGAUGGUUCCGGAGCUGGCGGCUAUGCCAAAGUCAUGUCCAAGGAGUUCAUCGAAGCAGAGAUGAAACUCUUCUAUGAACAGUGCCGAGAGGUUGAUAUUGUCAUCACUACAGCCUUGAUUCCAGGCAAGCCCGCACCGAAACUAAUCACCAAGGCCAUGCUCGGCGCGAUGAAACCUGGUUCCGUUGUCGUGGAUCUAGCGGCCGAAGCUGGAGGUAACUGCGAAGCUACAGAACCUGGAAAACUGGUAGAUUAUAAAGGGGUAUCAGUCAUUGGUUAUACUGACCUUCCGUCUCGCCUACCAACCCAAUCGUCAACUCUCUAUUCAAACAACGUCACCAAGUUCCUGCUUUCACUGACCCCAAAGGACAAGAAGGAGAAGUACUACGAUGUUGAUCUUACCGAUGAAGUCACUCGCGGUGCUAUUGUCACUUAUAACGGCAAGAUCCUUCCUCCAGCUCCACGUCCAGCUCCUCCACCAGUCCAAGCCAAGCCUGCACCGUCGCCUGCAGACCAGGUUGCAAAUGCUGUUGCGCUAACACCAUGGCAGACCCAGUCUCGGCAAGUAGCCAGCGUCACAGGUGGCAUGACUGCUGCUCUGACUUUGGGUAAAUUUACAGGCCCGCUGUUCAUGUCUAACGCUUUUACGUUCGCACUAGCCAGUCUGAUUGGAUACCGAGUGGUCUGGGGUGUUGCGCCUGCUUUGCACUCUCCGCUCAUGAGCGUAACGAAUGCCAUCUCCGGAAUCAUAGGUGUUGGCGGCUUGUAUGCCAUGGGUGGUGGCUACCUUCCUGAAACCAUCCCACAAACGCUUGGAGCCUUGUCGGUUUUAUUGGCUUUCGUUAACAUAUCGGGAGGAUUCGUAAUCUCGAAAAGGAUGCUGGAUAUGUUCAGACGCCCUACUGACCCCAAGGAGUAUCCCUGGCUGUACGCAGUCCCCGCAGCACUCUUUGGUGGUGGCUUCAUCGCAGCAGCCUCUACCGGUAUGGCAGGUCUGGUCCAAGCAGGCUAUCUUGUCAGCAGCAUACUCUGCAUGACUUCGUUAUCAGGACUUGCAUCUCAGACGACUGCGAGGCGAGGUAACAUGUUGGGCAUACUCGGUGUAUUCUCUGGAUUCCUUGCGUCUUUAGCCGCUGUCGGCUUCACUUCCGAUGUUCUCACUCAAUUCGCCGGCCUGGCUACAGUAGGCACUGUCGCUGGGCUGAUGAUUGGUCGGAGGAUUACGCCUACCUCGUUACCCCAAACAGUCGCCGCGCUCCAUUCUGUUGUCGGUCUCGCCGCCGUACUCACAAGCAUCGGUAGCGUCUUGGGCCAUUCUGGAGAUAUUUCAACCCUUCACAUGGUUUCUGCCUACCUUGGUGUUCUCAUCGGUGGUGUUACAUUCACUGGGUCCAUUGUCGCUUUCCUGAAGUUAGCCGCCAAAAUGAGCUCGAAACCUUUGGCGUUGCCCGGCCGACAUCUCAUCAAUAGUACACUGCUUGGGGCGAAUGUAGCGACAAUGGGUGCUUUCUUGACCUACGCACCGGGUGCACCUCUAAUCGGCGCCGCAUGUCUCCUCGGCAAUGCGGCGCUCUCUUUUGUCAAAGGCUACACAACCACUGCUGCCAUCGGUGGAGCAGAUAUGCCAGUUGUCAUCACCGUCCUGAACGCUUAUUCUGGGUUCGCACUAGUGGCUGAGGGGUUCAUGUUGGACAACCCCUUGCUUACGACAGUUGGUGCUCUGAUUGGAGUAUCAGGAUCGAUCCUUUCCUACAUCAUGUGCGUAGCCAUGAACCGGUCACUGACCAAUGUACUCUUUGGCGGCAUAGCUCCCACGGUGCAGUCGGGCUCCAAGAUCGAGGGCGAGAUAACGAAAACAACAUCCGAAGAAACAGCCGAAGCUCUGGUCAACGCAGAGAGCGUCAUUAUCGUAGUCGGUUACGGCAUGGCCGUGUCUAAAGCACAGUACGCGCUUGCGGACUUUGUGAAAAACCUACGUUCGAAAGGUAUAACCGUACGCUUCGCCAUCCAUCCUGUCGCGGGACGAAUGCCUGGACAAUGUAACGUCCUUCUCGCUGAAGCCUCUGUUCCAUAUGACAUCGUCCUUGAGAUGGAUGAGAUCAACGACGACUUCCCAGACACGGACGUAACCCUCGUUAUCGGUGCGAACGAUACAGUGAACCCCAUCGCACUAGAGCCUGGUAGUGCAAUCGCAGGUAUGCCGGUACUGCACGCGUGGAAGAGCAAGCAGGUUGUCAUCAUGAAGAGAGGCAUGGCCAGUGGAUACGCCGACGUGCCGAACCCGAUGUUCUUCAUGGAGAACACAAAGAUGUUAUUUGGUGAUGCUAACGAAAGCUGCAAUGCUAUCAAACGCGCGCUUGAAGAGAAGAUCAAGGGGCUAUAG
Alternaria postmessia is the source of this 3363-nucleotide messenger RNA. RefSeq lists its product as uncharacterized. Gene Ontology annotation, molecular function: NAD binding; NADP binding. Gene Ontology annotation, biological process: proton transmembrane transport; NADPH regeneration. Lineage: Eukaryota; Fungi; Ascomycota; Dothideomycetes; Pleosporales; Pleosporaceae. Gene Ontology annotation, cellular component: mitochondrial inner membrane. Bases 1 to 3363 code for a protein of 1120 amino acids. The transcript is spliced from 4 exons. The record is from RefSeq and is a predicted model, not a curated record.